Messenger RNA from Pezoporus flaviventris, 1749 nucleotides. It is a transcript of the gene SPSB1, whose product is annotated as splA/ryanodine receptor domain and SOCS box containing 1. Gene Ontology annotation, cellular component: SCF ubiquitin ligase complex. The transcript is spliced from 3 exons. Gene Ontology annotation, biological process: proteasome-mediated ubiquitin-dependent protein catabolic process; intracellular signal transduction. The coding region runs from base 246 to 1067 and encodes 273 amino acids. Lineage: Eukaryota; Metazoa; Chordata; Aves; Psittaciformes; Psittacidae. The record is from RefSeq and is a predicted model, not a curated record. Gene Ontology annotation, molecular function: protein binding.
ACACUUGUGAGGUUUCAGUGCAUUCCUGGCUGCUAAUAGAGCAGAGCAUUUCUGUAGUACCAAGUGAUACGGGUCUUCCCCUCUUCAGUGUCCAGAUCCUCUCCAGCGCUCCCUUUGGUGUCCAGGCAAUACUGACUGGUGCACAUCUUGAGAGUCUCCUGGCAACCUGUUCUGUAGGGCUGAAUGCCAGCAGGAGCGGCCGCCUAAAUCCAUGAGCCUAUAAAUAGGCAGAAUCGGAGCACACCAUGGGUCAGAAGGUCACAGGUGGGAUAAAGACUGUGGAUAUGAGGGACCCUGUAUACAGGCCACUGAAACAGGAACUCCAAGGACUUGACUACAGCAAACCCACACGCCUGGAUUUGCUACUGGACAUGCCUCCGGUGUCCUACGAAGUGCAGUUACUACAUUCAUGGAACAAUGAUGAUCGCUCGCUGAAUGUGUUUGUGAAAGAGGAUGACAAACUCAUAUUUCACCGGCAUCCGGUGGCUCAGAGUACAGAUGCCAUCAGAGGCAAAGUGGGAUAUACCCGAGGACUCCACGUGUGGCAGAUCACGUGGGCAAUGAGGCAGCGAGGCACGCAUGCUGUGGUCGGGGUGGCAACAGCAGAUGCCCCUUUGCAUUCAGUAGGAUACACGACACUGGUAGGAAAUAACCAUGAAUCUUGGGGCUGGGACCUUGGGCGCAACAGACUGUACCAUGAUGGCAAGAACCAGCCAAGUAAAACGUACCCUGCCUUCUUGGAGCCAGAUGAAACUUUCAUUGUGCCGGAUUCUUUCCUGGUGGUUCUGGACAUGGAUGAUGGGACGUUGAGCUUCAUUGUAGAUGGGCAAUACAUGGGUGUUGCAUUUCGAGGACUCAAAGGGAAAAAGCUAUAUCCAGUGGUAAGCGCGGUGUGGGGACACUGUGAAAUACGGAUGUGCUACUUGAAUGGACUUGACCCUGAACCACUGCCUUUGAUGGACUUGUGUCGGCGAGCUGUGAGGCUUGCUCUGGGCAAGGAAAGACUGAAUGAGAUCCCUACACUGCCACUGCCAGCAUCCCUCAAGAGUUACCUGCUCUACCAAUGACCUUCGUGUUCAAGGAUGGAGAGUUGGAACCAAGGCAAAAGUAUCAGAGUUGACCCACUGAGCAAUGGGCUCUCCACCCUUGUGUCAUCGCUACUGUUGGAACUCCUUGGCCAAAGUAUUCUUGCCACUGCUUAGAUCUCCAUGUGCCCUUACUGGCAACUCUCAAGUAAUCCUUGUUUCACAACUGAAGUGUUUUGUUCUUUGGAAUUCUUCCCUAGCAUGCUUACAAAAGGAACAUUUAGAGGAGCUCUGUGCUUCCCUGCUUCUCCUGAUGAAAGGCUGUGCUGCAUCCUUUGGGUUGUAGAGCUUAGGAGUGAAUGGGUUUUCUGUACCAGCCCAAGGGAAGAGCAUAAUGUGGGGAAAGGGAAGGCAUUAGGAGUGGAAAUGUUAAAACCAGGUUCUGAGAGUGGAAAGGCAUGCGGUGACCAGCAGAGUUGGGAAGAGUGUGGAAUACCAAGAAUUAAUUGCUGAGUUCUUAAAAACCAAACAAUAAAUAUUAAAGAAUACAACCCCAAGCCCUGAAACACCAAAACCAAGAACCCUUCCACCAGGAGACUUUCUAGUUUGGUGAUGUCAGUGAUGCCAUUAUCUCUGCCAGGACUUCUCACUAUGUACUAAUGUUAUUUCAUAGUGAAUCCUGUGUGCUUGUUCACCAUUGCUUGCUCAGUUCUCCUGCUCUGUU